This is a messenger RNA of Pocillopora meandrina, 1098 nucleotides long. Lineage: Eukaryota; Metazoa; Cnidaria; Anthozoa; Scleractinia; Pocilloporidae. The record is from the annotation of a GenBank genome assembly.
AUGACCGCGUUUUACAAAACUUCGGGAAACGCCACGGAUUAUGAAGAAACCGCUGGAUUUUCAGCGAUCGAGAUUGUGCAAUUGGUGCUUUAUUUUGCGAUUAUUUUAGUUGGCUUAGUGGGUAACACAAUGAUCGUGGUCACACUACUUGGCCGACAGACGCGAAGAGUUGGAGAAUACCUCAUUUUAAACCUGGCCAUCACGGACUUCGCCACUUGUGCCAUAAGCAUUCCUCUCGAUCUAGCUGAGCGACUCUCAGGUGGUUUUCCAUUUGGUUCAAUACUUUGCUAUAUGAUCUACCCGUUUCAAACUGUGUUAAUGGCUGUGUCUGUGAUAACAUUAUUGUCCAUGAGCUUGGAGCGACACAGGGUUGUCAUGACACCUAUGCGUCCGAGAGUGCUCCCUAGAACAGCGAAGUUUGUCAUUGGGGUGUCAUGGCUCAUACCCUCUCUGGUAAUAAUACCUUAUGCUUUGGUUCUACGGCUCGAAGGAAAGCAAUGUAUGGAGAAAUGGCCCGAGGAUUGGUAUGUUAAGGUUUUCACUCUAACUAACUUCGCCAUCUUCUAUGUGGUUCCGCUAACAGUCAUCGCGUCUUCGUAUGUUCGCGCCGGGCGUAAGAUACGUAAAGAACUGGACAGGCUUGAACAUGUAGUCGACAGUCACAGGUCACAGGUUCAAUACAAAAAGAAACGCACUCUACAGAAAAUGAGGAUCACCAAAGUGUUCAUAGUAGCAGUGAGCGCAUUCUUAGUGUGCAUGCUGCCCACACACGCCUCGUGGAUCUGGCACGAUUUUGGGCACGGCUGGGACAGCAAGUAUUUCCAAGAUGUGCUCAUAUUCAGUAAUAUACUUAUGUACGCUAAUAGUGCGUCUAAUCCAUUCAUUUUUGGUUCUUUGAGAAAGUUUUCGUUGGCACGCCUUUUUUGCUGCUGUCGGAAACAUUCGGGUGAACUUUACCAACUCGAAUGUAUUUAUGAGCUUCGGGUUGGCUCGACGACUCUUCACGUUGGUAGAGAAAUGGCAGUGAAGGGAUAUAACAAAGCGUCAAAACUAUUGGAAAGGACAAACACAAAUCGUCUUAAAUGUGCGAAUGUUUGA